Molecule: messenger RNA, 1574 nt
Organism: Psammomys obesus (fat sand rat)
Lineage: Eukaryota; Metazoa; Chordata; Mammalia; Rodentia; Muridae
Gene: Slc10a4
Product: solute carrier family 10 member 4
Exons: 3
Coding region: 134-1432 (432 amino acids)
Biological process (GO): bile acid and bile salt transport
Cellular component (GO): membrane
Molecular function (GO): bile acid:sodium symporter activity
Source: RefSeq, a predicted model, not a curated record
GCAGGCGGCAUGCGGGCCGGAGCAGCCACCGGCCGGGCGCACCGACGCCGCCGCGGGCACGCCUGAGCGGGCAGACGGGCGGCAGGGGCCGCGGGAGCGAGCGAGGAGGCGCGGGGCCCCCGCGGAGCGCGCCAUGGACGGCCCGGACAACGCCACCCUGCGCGCGGACCGCGCCACCCUGCCCCCGGACGCGUCCUCGCUGCUGCCGGGCAACCUCACCCUGGCUCCCGGCGCCCUGUCGCCUCCCUCGGGCGCCUCCAGCCCGGGCCCCGAGCUCAGCCUGUCCCCGGGGCCGGGCGUCUCCUUCAGCCCCGAGCCCACCCUGACCCCGGCGCCCGCGGGCGGCGUGGGGGGCCAGGGCUCGUCCGCCUUCCCCCGGCCCUGGGUCCCCCACGAGCCCCCUUUCUGGGACACGCCGCUCAACCACGGGCUCAACGUGUUCGUGGGCGCCGCCCUGUGCAUCACCAUGCUGGGCCUGGGCUGCACCGUGGACGUGAACCGCUUCGGGGCGCACGUCCGGCGGCCCGUGGGCGCGCUGCUCGCCGCGCUCUGCCAGUUCGGCUUCCUGCCGCUGCUGGCCUUCACGCUGGCCCUCGCCUUCAAGCUGGACGAGGUGGCCGCCGUGGCCGUGCUCCUGUGCGGCUGCUGUCCCGGCGGGAACCUCUCCAACCUCAUGUCCCUGCUGGUGGACGGCGACAUGAACCUCAGCAUCAUCAUGACCAUCUCCUCCACGCUCCUGGCCCUGGUGUUGAUGCCCCUCUGCCUCUGGAUCUACAGCCGGGCUUGGAUCAAUACCCCGCUGGUGCAGUUACUCCCCCUCGGGGCCGUCACCCUGACUCUCUGCAGCACCCUCAUCCCCAUCGGGCUGGGCGUCUUCAUCCGCUACAAAUACAACCGGGUGGCCGACUACAUCGUGAAGGUUUCCCUGUGGUCCCUGUUAGUGACUCUGGUGGUUCUUUUCAUCAUGACUGGCACCAUGCUGGGCCCCGAGCUGCUGGCGAGCAUCCCUGCAGCUGUUUACGUGGUCGCCAUCUUUAUGCCCCUGGCAGGCUACGCCUCGGGCUACGGCUUAGCCACCCUCUUCCACCUCCCGCCCAACUGCAAGCGGACGGUGUGCCUGGAAACAGGAAGUCAGAACGUGCAGCUCUGCACGGCCAUCCUCAAGCUGGCCUUCCCGCCGCGCCUCAUAGGAAGCAUGUACAUGUUCCCCCUGCUGUACGCCCUCUUCCAGUCCGCGGAAGCGGGGGCUUUCGUCUUAGUCUACAAGAUGUACGGGAGCGAGAUGCUGCACAAGCGAGAUGCCCCGGAUGAGGAUGAGGACACGGAUAUUUCCUACAAGAAGCUGAAGGAAGAGGAGAUGGCAGACACCUCCUAUGGCGCCGUGGGGGCGGAUGACUUGAUGAUGAUGGAAACCACACAGACCUCGCUCUGAACCCGGAGAUGCUCGGGAGCCUGUGCCUGGCCGAGAGAGCACUUCCUGCCUGCGACGUCGCGGUGGUGCGGACGGCUCACAUCCAGGAGGAGCACGGAUUCACGCUUCCUGUGACAGAUUUGCUCUCUUCCCCCCCCCCCCC